This is a messenger RNA of Lathyrus oleraceus (garden pea), 1166 nucleotides long. RefSeq lists its product as uncharacterized. The record is from RefSeq and is a predicted model, not a curated record. The transcript is spliced from 3 exons. Bases 103 to 870 code for a protein of 255 amino acids. NCBI's taxonomy places the organism in Eukaryota, Viridiplantae, Streptophyta, Magnoliopsida, Fabales, Fabaceae. Gene Ontology annotation, cellular component: mitochondrial matrix.
UGAACAACCAGGCCCAAUAACUAUAGGUUCGUAAAAAUCUACCUGUAUUUCUAAAACCCUAGUAAAACCCUUCCUCUGUUUUUUUCUUGAAACUAAGCAAAAAUGGCGUUCAAUUCAAUUCUUCGCAACAGGUCGAGUACUUUCGUGAGGGCUUUUGCUUCUGCGGGUCAAUUGAUAAGAAAAACCCAACCGGGUCAUCGCGCCGCUCUUUCCGCCGCCGUCAACAGAAUCGACGAUUCCUUUAUUCCUAGGUCUCACUUUUCUUCUGUAGCUGUCAAGAGCAAGCCUACCUCCGAUGAGAAUCUCCUCCGUGUCAUCGAAUCGGAAAUCACAUGUGCUCAGGAAACGGAUGAAUCCGGCGAUGCUGAGGAGGUUCCGAGUAAUUUUCCGUUUAAGAUAAUCGAUAGUCCAGGACAACAGACAAUAACACUUGAAAGGAGUUAUCAAGGUGAGGAAAUUAAGGUUGAGGUUCAUAUGCCUGAUUUGGUUACUGGUGAUGAACAUGGGAAUGAGGAUGAUGAUAAGGAUGAUGAGAGCGAGAAAGCAACUCAAUCAAGCAUUCCACUUUCAGUGAGUGUUGCUAAGAAGGGUGGACCUUCAUUGGAGUUCAGUUGUGUUGCGUAUCCGGAUGAGAUUGUUAUUGAUAGCUUGUCUGUUAAGAAUCCCGAUGUUUCUGACGAUCAGAUUCCUUAUGAAGGACCAGAUUUUCAGGAUUUGGAUGAGAGUCUGCAAAAGACAUUCCACAAGUACUUGGAAAUAAGGGGAAUCAAACCAAGCACGACAAAUUUCUUGCAUGAGUACAUGAUCAACAAGGAUAGCAGAGAAUACUUGGUGUGGUUGAAUAAGCUCAAGAGUUUCAUUCAAGCGUGAGCGUUGAUGGCGUACUCAAUUUCUGUCGAAUCGUCUGCGUACACAUUUGAAUGGAAAGAUUAAUAGUGUAUGGUAUCAUUGUGGUUUCAUUUGAAGGAGGAAAAUAAUCAGAAACAAUAUAUUAUGUUAAUGUGGUUUAGUGGUAGUUCCUACUUCCUAUUGCGACUUUACAUUUGGUUGAAAAUGUUUGCAGCUAUAUCCUUAGUAAGCUGAUUCUCAGGCUUUAUUACAGAAUCUUUGUAUUAUUAAGUCAUUAUGGAAUUAAUUUUUGCACUAUAUAUCUUUAAAUUAUUCUA